AUGUCCACCUCGUUUGAUUCCGCCGAUUCCUCUCGUCCUAUGAUGGCUCCCACUACCCAAAACCGCGCCUCCGUUCGCCUCUCCAGGGCGGCCUCCAUGGCCCCCUCGGUCGCGCCUACCUUCAGCACCACCGACACCGCCGUCGCCCAGAUCGUCGACAUUGGCAAGGGGCUCGAACGUAUGGAAAACAAGGCGCUGACGCAGCAGCGCGUGCAACUGUCCGAGGAGAAGAGCGUCAACUUGCAGAAACUUGCUCUGGGCGCCAAGCUUGAGCGCGCGCUCGACCGUCGCAUGUCUGGCCAGGAUGCGGUCAUGAGGCCGCGCAAGCCAACUAUUACCGCCGCUUCAAGUGUCAUCAGCGAGAAGGAGAGGGUCGAGGCGAUCUGAUUUGGACAUAUUGAGCCAAGGGGCAUGAGGUGAAUGGAGCGACAAAACAACGAUCACGCGGCAAGACAAGAGAAGAAUAUCUGGCAUGUUUGGCCGGUUGGCCGGAGAAUGCGCCUGCCGCUCUCGUUCACUCCGCCUGCAUAAUGCCGUUCCACACGCUAUUGGGGGACGUUGCGCUGAGACCGGCCGCGCAAUACGAGAGGAUAGCCAGAUACCAACCUUCCUCGUCCGCUCGAACCACCCCAACGCGAAACUUACAUGCCAACAAACCCGCCGCGUCGAGAAUUUGGAAAGGAGUUCACCACAUCGGGCGAAAGUAGCGGUGAUAUUGAGAAUGGGAUAAACUGCGAAUUGGAUGCUCGGUCGCAGGCAACGGGAGGAGUUGUACGAUUACAUUUUCUGGGUGUUCAAAACAUCAUGGCGUUGCUUAUUUUUAUUUUCAAUGUUUUUCACCACAUCUGGAUCAUCACCUUUUGUUGAGGGAGAAACAUUCGGGUGGCCAGCUUGAACCGCUACGGGACAAGACACUGGCCAAGGAUUCGCAAACAUUGCUGCUUCAUGGACAUGUUUUCAUUUUAGAAGAAGGCCGGGGGAGUGGUCAACAAAAGGAGAAGAGCAGACAGCAACUUUUAUACUGGGCGAGCAAGCAGCAGACAUGUUAGUUACAUGGAUCGAUGGAAUGGGUUACGUUACAACGCAAAUUCGCAACCGGCACCUCCCUUUCGGUGUAUGUGUAUGUAUACCUAUACCUGAGGGCCGUGAUACGAGAUACGUAGUAAAUUGACAGGAAGUUUCAAGUUU
Messenger RNA from Neurospora tetrasperma FGSC 2508, 1188 nucleotides. RefSeq lists its product as uncharacterized. The record is from RefSeq and is a predicted model, not a curated record. Lineage: Eukaryota; Fungi; Ascomycota; Sordariomycetes; Sordariales; Sordariaceae. Bases 1 to 387 code for a protein of 128 amino acids. The transcript is spliced from 2 exons.